CUUUGCAGCCACUUCUGCUACUCGUGUGGUGCUCUCGGGUUUAGACCCAUCCUUUGAGCGUGCGCUUUUACUUUUCUGCUUUCGUGAAGGUCCUCCAAGAUGGCAGCACCAUACUCGGUCGCCUUGCGCAGGACGAUCCACAACUCCGCGGGAAUCCUCCUGCGGUCGCAGUCGCAACGCCGGUACGCCCGAGUCCACGAUGUGCGCUUCGUCACGACGCACCGCGACUCGAGUCGGAUCCUGGACAGGUACAAGGACAAGCUGGAUCAGAAGGCCAAACAGGAAGGUCACGAAUCCAUUUCGUCUCUGAAGGAAGCCUACGCCGAAAAGAUCAAUGAGUAUAAACGUUCGGCAUCGAAGCCUCCUAUGGAGCAAUCUACGCCAACGCCUGCUCAGCCAGUGUUCCAGCAACAACCGCCGCCUGCCCCGACGCCGCAGCCGUCUGCUUCCUCUGCACAGAGUCAGAACCAAGCUUUGCCCGGGGCCCCCAAGUCCGCUGCUCCAGGCAUCAAGCCAUUAUCGUCAUACCUUGACCUGGAAAAGGUCUCGGCUCUAGCCAACAAAGAGGUGGAAUAUGUCUGGCGACUCCGCCACGCGAACGACCCUCUGUCCCUGUGUGCGGUUAUCCCUCUUGAGACGUACAACCGUAUCUACCGUACAGCCCGAACACACCCACAAUUUGUUCUUCCUCUUCCCCGACCGAUGGCCGAAGAUGGCAGUGGUGAUGUGAAACAGUCACCUCAAGGAUUCGAGGGCGGUGAACGAUCUGCGGCAGAUAUUCAUUUCCUACAAUGGGGAUUUCAUCCUCCGGCUGGUGCUUCUGCGAGCCCAGAAGUUGACACGUCGAACACUCAUACAAGUACGGUUCUCUUCACACAUUUGGCUGCUUUCAAAGUCCAUGGGGCAUACGCGCAGCCGCACACUACCGUCACGCACCACCUUGACCUAGCUGAUUCCCAUGGUCUUGUCUUGCUCACUGGUUCGGUGGUCGAGAAUCGAGGCGUCAGUGUCGAAGAGGGGAGAUGGCUGCUGAUGUGUCUGCAAAGAUUUUAUGACUACGAAGGUCAUGGCGGUGGUAUCGGCCGCGAGAAACGCCAGGGAUUACUGCAAAAGUUCAGCAACGGUGAUCAGGGUUUCAACCUAGAAGAAUUGGUGGAUGAAGCUGAAAGAAUAUCGUGAGAGCUGCCUCUUCAGCUCCAAAGCUCCUCUCGAUGAACAUCAGUGUCUCCUCUUGAGGGUUUGGUGUUUCGGCGGGAUGCUCUCAUGACUUCUUGGACAAGGAACUCCCAGAUGGCGUCGAAGUAGCCAGGUUCUGCCACGGUGGAAUUGUGGUCUCCAUUCGGGAAUUCUUUCCAGACCUUCUUCGUGGGACACGCCGCGUGCAACGACUUCAUCAUUGUAGGUGGUACGAUCUCGUCUUUCAGGCCUGAAAGAAACAGCACCGGGAUGUCUUUGUCCGUCACCUUGGUCAUGCUCUCCUCCGAGUUCCACCGCUGAUGGCACAGGGCUGCAAUGUAUUUUGCUGGUGGCAUGAUUGAGGGGAUGAGUUUGCGAAUGGAUAGGAACGUAUUCUCGAGAAUCACUGCAGCAAUAUCUCCGGCCUGCUCGUUUGAUUGCAACAGCUUGAUGGCUAAUGCACCACCCAAGCUUUGGCCAUACAAUACGAUACUCGUCUUCCUCAACUCUUCAUGGUUGCGGACAAAGUUCAAGGCUGUUUGACCGUCGAUGGUCAAGCCGUCUUCAUCUGGAGAGCCAGUCGAUAGACCAUAGCCUCGAUACUCGACCAUGAACACAUGGCAUCCCAGGCUCUCGGACAGUACCUUGCCUAUCGGUAAACGAUGGCCAACGUUUCCCGCAUUUCCAUGGAAUGUAACCAGCGUGACAUUGUUUUGAACAGGGGACUUGGGAGGUCGAAGGAGAUAGGCAUGGAGGGUCUCCCCAUCAGGAGUAGGGAACUUGAUCGACUCGGCCGAUGUGAUGUUGAAUUGGUCGGGUGUUGGGACGUUGGUUCUUGCACCCGCGGGGAGAUUUGCAGGAUAGAUUAUGUCGUUCUGUUUGAAAUAGAGUAGACUGCUACCUAGGGCUGCAAGGCUAGAUGAGACAAACAGAGGAAUUCGCAAGUAAGAGAAG
Exophiala oligosperma is the source of this 2130-nucleotide messenger RNA. RefSeq lists its product as uncharacterized. The record is from RefSeq and is a predicted model, not a curated record. Lineage: Eukaryota; Fungi; Ascomycota; Eurotiomycetes; Chaetothyriales; Herpotrichiellaceae. The coding region runs from base 100 to 1179 and encodes 359 amino acids. Gene Ontology annotation, biological process: mitochondrial proton-transporting ATP synthase complex assembly. Gene Ontology annotation, cellular component: mitochondrion. The transcript is spliced from 2 exons.